AUGCUGUUUCUAGACUGGGAAUGUAACUGUGAUAUCAUACAAUUUAUUUUGUUGCUAGGAGACAGACUUGGCCGCUGUGAGCAUUAUGCUUCUGGUAAUGGCACAUAUGUCAGACAACAAUGUAUUUAUUCAUCAUUAGCUGGCUUUGUACAUGAACAAGAAAAUGACGACAAGUUGCCGAUUUUAAACGUAACUAGAGAAGAACAGCACACCGUUAUUCCAGAAGUCGGGUCAAUAGUAACAGCGAAGGUGACAAAUAUUAAUCCCAGGUUUUGUAAAUGCACGAUACUGUGUGUGGAAGAUUCACCAUUGAAAGAUAAAUUCCGAGGAAUGAUUAGAAAAGACGAUGUCAGAGCUACAGAGAAAGAUAGGAUAGAAAUGUACAAAUGUUUCAGGCCAGGUGACAUCAUACUGGCCAAAGUUCUAUCUCUUGGAGAUGCACAGUCUUAUCUUUUAACAACGGCUGAAAAUGAAUUUGGUGUGGUACUGGCUGAAAGUGAAGCAGGUGUUAACAUGGUUCCUAUUAGUUGGUGUGAAAUGCAGUGUCCCAAAACAAACAUUAUAGAGUUCAGAAAAGUUGCCAAAGUACAGCCACAGCAUAUUUUGACCAGUUAACUAUAUCUUUAGUCUGAAAUGUAAUCCACUCAUAUUUCAUAUUCAAUAAAUGUUUAUAGCUCAAUGUACA
Messenger RNA from Saccoglossus kowalevskii, 685 nucleotides. Its product is annotated as exosome complex component CSL4-like. Gene Ontology annotation, molecular function: RNA binding. The record is from RefSeq and is a predicted model, not a curated record. Gene Ontology annotation, biological process: RNA processing. Lineage: Eukaryota; Metazoa; Hemichordata; Enteropneusta; Harrimaniidae. Gene Ontology annotation, cellular component: cytoplasm; nuclear exosome (RNase complex).